UUCCUUCUGGUUCACUCUUUGCCUCAUAUUUGAAAGGACUGCUUCUUUGGCUCUGGCUACCCUUUUACGGCACCACUGCAACGCAAGCCAACAGGAUGGAGAGGGUGCAGCACAUGACGCGGUCAGCGAUUCGGAGGGCGUCCAACAUCGAAUUGAACCCGCAGACUAAGCACAACUUACAAUAUCUUAUUAUCAAUUUCUCCCUCAUCCUCAUCUGCCUCCUGCUUAUCUACAUAAUCGUCUUGCUCAUGUAAAACCAAAAGAUGACAACCGGCCAAUCAGAAGAUGAGCUGUGCAAUAUCAUGGAGAAUGUGAGGAAAUUGGAAGUCCUACUGAUGAUGUAGCACAUGUAAAUUUCCUAAAAUGAAGGUUAAUGAUGGCACUUGUAUUUUUCCAUUUAUGUUUGUUGAGUUCUUCCUACAACAAAAAGCAUGUUUCACCUGUGAAUGGCAAAGAGUGUUCAUUUAAUUUUGUUACUUAAAAUGUACAUAUAUGUUGUAGCAUUUUAAAAGUUUCAGUCGAAAGUAGACCCUUUUCAAACAAGUUUUCCUCACACUUCCCCUAGAUUCAAUUGUUGGGAAAACAGACAGUUCCACCCCAAAUUCAUGCCACUGGUUGAGCCAAUAUUUUGAAAGCGCCACAGAGUUCACACAUUUCAGGAAAAUCGACAUACAAAUAGCUUACUUAUAUUUAUAUUAAGCUAGAGCCUGGGACAGAAGAAAAUAUAUUAACAAUAAAAAAAAUACACACUUCAAAGCCAUCUGAACUGUGAACAUCUGUGCUGUGGCCGUGUGGGUUGUAAUUUUACUGUUAUUCUAAAAAUCAAGGUCAUUCAAAAUGCUAAUUUUAGAUGCAAAAAAGAUAUACAUGAAAUAUCAAUUGAGUUUCAGAGGUGCAAAAAGGCAAUAAUCACAAGCCGGAAUUGUUAUAAAUCAGGCACAGAGAACUGCAACUCUUGUAAAUGCUAAGUCUGUCAUGUUGAUGUCCAAAAACAUUUUCUUGUAAUUGUUGCAUUGAAAUGCAAAAUUGAUACAGUUGAAGUCAGAAGUUUAAAUACAACUUAGCCAAAUACAUUUAAAGUCCUGACAUUUAAUCAUAGAAAAUCAGUUAGGAUCACUACUUUAUUUUAAGAAUGUAAAAUGUCAGAGAGAAUCAUUUAUUUCAGCUUUUAUUUCUUUCAUCACAUUCCCAGUGGGUCAGAAGUUUAUAUACACUUUGUUAGUGUUUGGUAGCAUUGCCUUUAAAUUGUUUAACUUGGGUGAAACGUUUUGGGUAGCCUUCCACAAGCUUCUCACAAUAAGUUGUUGGAAUUUUGUCCCAUUCCUCCAGACAGAACUGGUGUAAAUGAGUCAGGUGUGUAGGCUCCUUGCUCGCACACGCUUUUUCAGUUCUGCCCAAAAUGUUUCUAUCGGAUUGAGGUCAGGGCUUUGUGAUGGCCACUCCGAUACCUUUACUUUGUUGUACUUAAGCCAUUUUGCCACAACUUUGGAGGUAUGCUUGAGGUCAUUGUCCAUUUGUAAGACCCAUUUGUGACUUGAGAUGUUGCUUCAAUAUAUCCACAUAAUUUUCCUUCUAUAUGAUGCCAUUAUGGCCAAAAAGGCCAUAGGAAAUUUCACCAAAAACUAAGAUCUUUGUCCCCAUGUGCACUUGCAAACUGCAGUCUGGCAUUUUUAUGGCGGUUUUGGAGCAGUGGAUUCUUUCUUGCUGAGCAGCCUUUCAGGUUAUGUCAAUAUAGGACUCGUUUUACUGUGGAUAUAGAUACUUGUCUACCUGUUUCCUCCAGCAUCUUCACAAGGUCCUUUGCUGUUGUUCUGGGAUUGAUUUGUACUUUUUGCACCAAACUAUGUUCAUUUCCCUGAGACAGAAUGCGUCUCUUUCCUGAGCGGUAUGAUGGCUGCAUGGUCCCAUGGUGUUUAUACUUGUGUACUAUUGAUUGUACAGAUAAAUGUGGUACCUUCGGGCAUUUGAAAUUGCUCUUAAGGAUGAACCAGAAUUGUGGAGGUCCACAAUUAUAAUUUCUGAGGUCUUGGCUGAUUUCUUUUGAUUUUCCAAUGAUGUCAAGCAAAGUGACACUGAGUUUGAAGGUACAUCCACAGGUACACCAUUAGUUGACCCCAAUUAGCCUAUCAGAAGCUAACUGGCUAUAUGCUUGCCAUCAUUUUAAGGAAUUAAUUUUCCAAGCUGCUUAAAGGCACAGUUAUCUUUGUAAAUGUAAACUUCUGACACACUGGAAUUGUGAUAUUGUCAAUUAAAAGUGAAACAAUCUGUCUGUAGGAAAAAUUACUCAUGUCAUGCACAAAGUGUAUGUCCUAAAAGACUUGCCAAAACUAUAGUUUGCUGAUAUGAAAUCUGUGUAGUGGUUAAAAAAUGUGUUUUAAUGACUUAAGUGUAUGUAAACUUCUGACUUCAACUGUAGGUCAGUCCCAGAAAUAAUAUUAUUCACAGUGGGCAAAAAAGAGCACGCUUGCAUUGCUGGUAAAUUAGUAUGUACUUUUAGAAUAUUCAUGUCUCCGUCACACUUCCUGUAAAAAUGAUCGAAUGAUCGAAAAAUGAUCGAAAAAUGGAGAAUAUAAGGAUAUUUUUAAAUGUGGAUAACCAAUAAAUGGAAUGUUUGUUUUAUGUGGGCUGACUGACUAAAUGUUAACACUUUUUAUCGAUACUGACUAAAUAUUUUAAAUAAAUGUACCUAGAUACAAACCAUGUGCAGAUACUGUUCAAGUAAAUGUUAGUACUUAAAUGUGAAGUGUGUAAUUUCUGUGCCACUAGAGUCACAAAAACAAAAAUUAUGAUAGGGUUUUCAAUAGGGUUGGGAACCGAAUACCGGUUUCAUUUUAAAAAAUAUAGCUGCAAGUAGCAGGUCCAAGCAAACCAACUGCAUGUAAGGAAGUUUGACUGGAGAUCACUGAUUAUGACUAAGAAAAGCAGCAUAAAGAAACAGGUAGAAUUGUUAAUAUUACAAUACAAUUCAUUAUAACUCUUUACCAAUAGGUGGCGCUGUCACCAAAUGUAUGUGUUGCUGUCAUGGUGUUGUUACAAUGACACAUACAAAGUUUCAUGUCAAUA
Xyrauchen texanus (razorback sucker) is the source of this 3063-nucleotide messenger RNA. RefSeq names its product cardiac phospholamban-like. Gene Ontology annotation, biological process: negative regulation of heart rate; negative regulation of calcium ion import into sarcoplasmic reticulum; negative regulation of ATPase-coupled calcium transmembrane transporter activity. Bases 96 to 254 code for a protein of 52 amino acids. Lineage: Eukaryota; Metazoa; Chordata; Actinopteri; Cypriniformes; Catostomidae. The record is from RefSeq and is a predicted model, not a curated record. Gene Ontology annotation, cellular component: sarcoplasmic reticulum; membrane. The transcript has 2 exons. Gene Ontology annotation, molecular function: ATPase inhibitor activity.